Molecule: messenger RNA, 3262 nt
Organism: Phragmites australis (common reed)
Lineage: Eukaryota; Viridiplantae; Streptophyta; Magnoliopsida; Poales; Poaceae
Exons: 3
Coding region: 477-3032 (851 amino acids)
Source: RefSeq, a predicted model, not a curated record
CUAUUUCUCUUCGUCCUCCCAGGACCGGUCCUUCCUCCGCCUCGCUUCCCGAGCCGAGCUGCGCGAGCGGAGAAGGCUGCUUGCUUGCUUGCUCAUCUGGCAAUUUGGCUUCCUCGCGACGCGUCCCUCUCGCUUCCGCGUCACGCCCACACGAUCUCCUCCCACCGACAACAGGGGCCGUACCAUCCGGAGCCCCACUCUGUCAUCGCCUACACUUGCCCUCCGGGCACAGACCCGGUCGCCACCUUCCCUCCGACUGGCGAGUGGGACCACGCUCGAUCCUGCUGCCUCCCUGGACGUUCCUCCUCGCCGCGCGUGCCGAGGUGGAGGAGGGGAGCUAGCUGCCGUUGCGUCCCAGCUACUGCAACUUUUAACUCCCGAAUCGAAGCACGGGUCGGUAAGAAGACGGGGAAGCUGAGUCACACGGCCCGACACUGGAGACGGAGAGGUGGAGUGGAGUGGCCAGAGGGGGAUCGAUGAGCAGCCUGGCCAUAGUGGAGAAGAAGCCGCCGUUGAACGGCGGCGGCUGCGUGGGCGGCGUGCUGUUCCAUCUCCUCGACUGGCACCGCCGCCUCGCCCGCAAACGCAGGCUCUUCUCCCCGCGUCGGCUCCUUCCGUCGUCCCUCCGCUCCUCUCCCCGCAGGCUCCCGUGCCCUCCUCCGGCCCCGCCGCCGCCUCCAGCACCGCACGCGGCCGCCGGCUCCGAUGGAGCCGCUCCUGGUGUGGUCGCGCGCCUCAUGGGCCUGGAGUCCUGGCCCAGCAGCGCUGGCGCCCCAGCCGCGGCGCCGAGGCCGCAGAAGCAGAGGAAGGUGGAUGCCUCGCACCCGGACGGCAACUCGGCUGUGGUGCUGGUGUUGCCUUCGAGCCGGCGUCCUACCGCGCCCGAAUUCGCCCUUGCGGCUGCGCCGCGGAGCCACCACGGGGCCGACCUGCCGGCGAAGAGCCCGAGGCGGACUCGGCUCGUGCACGCGGCGGCAGCAAAGCUACUGGAGCCAGGGGCGCGCGCGAGCUCGCGGGCAAGCGCCAGGCUGGCCCUCGCGUACGCCUGCUCUUCCCCGCAGCACCGCAAGGAUGGCCAUUCCGGCGCCUUGCUUCUAGGCUCGGGUACGGCCGAGGACUUCCUAUCUCGCUCUGAUAGCCUGUCGUUUGAGCAUUCCAAACUGGUACAGCCUCGUGUUCUUCCGGCGGAAACAGAAUGUGACAGCGCUGCUGUCUCGUGUAGGCAUGGGAAGCACUCCAUUGACAAUGUCGAUGUAGCGAUCAGUACUAGUACAGUAGUGUUGCCAAGAAUGGAUUUUGGUGAUGGAAACAUGACUAAAUGCAGCUCUGAUAUGGAUGCCAAGCACAAGGAGAAUAGAGUAAGGACUGAGGUAAUGCGCUCCUGUGCCAGGGUUAGAUCGAGCGGUGCUGCCGUUCAAACUGGAGAUGAGAGGUUGUUGCGCAAACGAGCAACACCUACUUGGUCAAAGGCUUCUGCGGUUGUUGAGUCUGGGGGCUUUGCUGGUUUGGCGCGCCCAGUUGGGUGUGCUCGUGAAUUGGCAUCUGCUGGUAGGAGGGUUGCACACAGUGGUUCUGGUCCAAGAAGAGAGUUCAUGCGUUCUAUCACCGGACAAGGGAGCACCCCCUGCAGAGAUGUGAUUAACCGAAGUGGAUUGGCAUCAGCUAGCAGGACUUCAAGCAAUGAAUCCGGGCCAAAAAGAGGAUCGCGGAAGAAGAUGGGGCGUGAUACAGGAGCCAAUAACAGAGAGGAUAGAAAUGCAGUUGCAUUUGCUUCUAGAUCAUCAGUGAAGCCAGUGGCCAGAGCUUCAUUGCGCAGCAGUGUGCCAAAGAGUGGGUGCCUAGGUAGACGAGCAUCUGAUACAACUUGUGCACAAAUGCCGGCUGUAGAUCCAAAAUGUAUGGAAGCCUCAGCUUCUGUUAUGGUGACCUCUGAGAAAGAUGAAUUUAGUAGACUGUUGAAAGCAAAAAUUAAUGAGCUUGGCAUGUCUGAUAGGAUUGAGUUUACAUCAAGUGACGCACCUUCAGGAAAAUUGACUGCACCAGUGCUGCAAGAGCUCAUUUCUGCCCUUACUAAUGGCAUGAACACUACAACAUCCCAAAGUAGCAACUACUCUGAUGCAUCAGCACCCUUAAGUAGCAAUGGAAAUAUUGGCUGCAUUGAUCGAUCAGGUUAUGCAUUCUCCAAUGACCGAUCACCUGAUUUUCAGAAGUGUGAUCAGGGUGAGCAAGAUAUUGAUUCUUCUGCGACAUCUAUGAACAAUGAGCCCAAUCAGCCGAGUCCAACAUCAGUCCUCGAAGCAUACUUCUCAAAUGAUACUUCUUCUUCGGGAAGUCCGGUUGAAAAGAAUGAAGGUGAAGACUUAUUUGUGUCAAUUGAGAACAAGAUGGAAGAUCUCUUUAAUUUGGAGUCUGACAUUGUAGAUUUAACAAUGUCAAUUGACACAAGGAAAACUGGUGCUGAAGAAAUACUUCAUGGCAAUGGCAAAUUACCACGUGUACAAAAAAAUUUUGCACGUGAUUUCAAAUUCUUAGAAUCCAGGCUCCACAGCAUUGGAGAAGCAAUUUCAAGUGCUGAACUGCUUUUGGGAAGUAGCCUUCAUAGCAUAACAUCCGGUCUUGCACUCCAUCCUUUUAUCAUUGAAACGCUGGAAAAUACUGUGGAUAUGUUUGGUGGAGAAGAUAGCUCAGAUCUUACUGAAGAUAAGAAGUAUCAACGUACCAACUUCCUAUUUGACUGCAUUGUAGAGUCAUUGGAUUCAAAAUUCUGCAAUUUCGGCAAAUGCGGAUACAAGGAUUGGCUGAAAUUGCCUCUCAGUUUGAGCAAAGAUCUGUUGAAGCGCCAGGUACUGGAAGAUAUCAGCAAUUGGAGGGGAUCAAGUGCGACCGCUCUUAGUCAAGUGUCUGACAAAGAAGUGGACCAAGUGACUGCCAGGUGGGAUGCAAGUCAGGUUGAGGCCUUCAAUAUUAGCAUCGCAAUUGAGAAUGACAUACUUGAGGUGCUUGUUGGCGAGUUUGCGUUCGACCUAUGGUGAAAUGGCCUGUUGGCUGGUUUAUGUGUGAUAUUGAGUAUCGACAUCUUUGGACUUCUGCUCACAUGAUCAUGUAUAAAUAAGAUACUGCAGAUAUGUUUGUAUUUCUCUGCAGUAAAUUCUGUACAGAGUCAUGUAAGAUUGAAGGGCCCCCGGUUCUUUUUUUCCCUUUUGUAUGUUCUAAUGGAAACUUGCUAAAGCUUAAAAGUAUUGCCUAUGUUUACUCUUUGUGA